UCCCCUGUAGCGCGAGUAGCAAAACCCUUGGUCAUGUCUUCUCCUUUCGUUAAAUCCAAACUCAAGGCAGCCAGGGAUGCCCUUGGGAAGAAGCAAUACGAGGCUGCGCGAGACGCGGCGUCCCAGGUUCUCGAUCACGAACCAGACAACUACAACGCCCAUGUCUUUUUGGGGCUUGCAUAUCUGGAAUUAGGUCGCCAUGACAAGAGCGAACAACUCUAUCGUAGGGCAACUGAAUUGAAACCUGAUCAGUUUCUCGCCUGGCAGGGAAUCUCCAGAUUGUACGAGAAAAAGGAACAAUGGGAUUCUUUCGCUGGUGCUCUGGAGGAGGUACUGCGCAUAUUUUCUGCCAGCAACGAUGCGACGAGGGCGGCAGAGACCUUGCAAAAACUCAUCGAAACAAGUCGGCAGCAUGGAUCACGGAAGCAGAUUAUCACAGCACUUUCCUAUCUUCUUCCGGAUUCCCCGUAUUAUGACACUCUGUCAACGUUGCCGCCGCCGGAUCAUACAAAUCCCGAUUCUACGACGACAUUUGUUACGCAAGAAGCGAUUCAUGAUUCACUCCCUGUGAUAGAGGAGAUCAUGACCCUAACCGAGCAAGAAGAAGAGACAUUCAUGAAGGUCGAGUUCGACAAGAGACGCACACGCCUCGGAACUUCCCCACCACAUAUAUUACGGAAAGAAAUUGGGUUAGAAGUGUGGAGGACAUCGAAGCUUCCACUUCUAUACCAAGAAGUAUUGAACCACCCUAAAACAUCUGAUGAACUACGUCGCUCUGUAGAAGCUAAGAUGAUACGCUACAAACAGCAAACAUUUCAUGCAUUACCUUCGUCAGAUCCGGAGAAAAACCGUAUUGGGAUCGAGCUUUCCGAGCUAGUUAAUGGCAUUGUGGCCAUUGGGAUACGCAAUCAAUUAGCAUGGUCGAUCUCUUUAGAAGGAAUGGACAAAGAGACAGUCUGUGAAUAUGGUCUGGACCUUCUCAGGCGAUAUAUGCAGGUCUUCCCCGAAACUGAUCUGGCCCAACUACUAAGGGGCUACUUCCUGUACAUGGGCAUACCAAUUGAUGAGGACAUCGACAGCGAAGCAAACGAGCCACCGAACGUCGUGUCGAAGCUGGCGAGCGAUGAUGGCGAGCUGCUCAAUGCCACCUUGAAUGCAUUUGGCUCACUGCAAGAUUCACUCUUGGCUACUCGAGUGGUUGUCGACGUUUACUUACAAGAGCGGGACUAUCUGAGUGUGAUUCACGUGGCUGAAAGCGGCCUUGAACUGGUUAAGAAAUACGAGGAGAACACAGGUCGUAAGCUUGGAAAUGUGCGCAAGGCGCUCAAUGUCGCCCUGGCAACCGCUCUAGUUCACUUGUACCCUCCAAAGCACCAUCAACGUGCCCGCCGACUGCUGGAUGAUGUAUUAAAACAGGAUCCAGAACACGUCGAUGCACUACUCGCCUGCGGUUACAUACUCCAGCGAGCUGACAGAUGGGAGGAAGCCGAGAGAGUUUUCUCCAAAGCCAUAGCACGGCUCCCCGCGGACGCGCCGAAACGUCUGCGUGCCAGGGAAGAGUGUGCAUGGUGCCUCUGUAGAAUUAGGAUCGCAGAAGGCGUGCAAGCACUAAGGGAGGUGUUGAGGGAUUUAGAGGGUGAAAAGUUCAAAUUUGACAGGGCAAGGUGUCUGUGGCGCAUUGGUAGGGCCUGUUGGGAUCUGGGUGGUAGCUCCCGCGAAGAAGCUUACGCAAAUUUCAUUCAGUCACUGAGGUGUGAUCCAGAGUAUGCCCCCUCAUACACCUCUCUUGGCGUUUAUUAUUCCGACUUUGCUGUGCCACCCGAUCCCACGCGAGCAUCGAAAUGCUUCCAGAAAGCUUUUGAACUGGAUCCUACAGAAGUAGAAGCUGCAAGGAGACUAGCCGAGGGCUUUGCGGAUGAGCGAGAAUGGGAUCUUGUGGAGGUCGUCGCCCGCAGGACAAUGGAAGGUGAGGGUGAGCUAGAUCCCGGCGCUGAGGAGGAAGGUGGCGUAGUUGUCGGGAGGUAUCUUCCAACGAACACUUGGGCCUGGAAAGCAAUCGGUGUCGUAGAACUGUCGCGUCGAAAUUAUGCGGAGUCCAUUGAGGCGUUGCAAAUAGCCUUGAGAGAAGAGGAAGAGGACGGAGUCUGCUGGCUGCGCCUAGGUGAGGCCUAUAGUAAAGCAGGCCGCUAUGCUGCUGCGGUGAAGGCGCUUGCACGAGCAAAUGAGCUCAACCCAGAUGAUUGGUUAUGCACCUACCUCAUUGGAGAAGUGCAGAGGCAGACUGGUCGAUUUGGGGAGGCCUUGGACUCCUAUAAUUCAGUACUGCAAAAACGGCCCAACGAGGCUGGAGUCUUGAUGUCUCUUGCGCUAACUGAGUUGGCUCUCGCUCGACAAGAAUGGCUUGGCGGAUUCUUUUCCCGAGCAGAACGAACUUUCGCAUCAAGUAUCGCGACGUGUCUCUCAACAGUUCAGGCGAGUUCUGGAUACGGUGGCAUUGCAUGGAAAGUAAUAGGGGACGCACUCCUCGGGCUUUCGGAAGCAACGACAUUUGUCGAUCAAGAAGUUAUUCGGGAUAUACUUGUGAAGAUAACAUCGACGAUACAACAUGUUACUAGCAAGCGCAUUGCACACGUUUUCACUCUUAACCCCAUACGGGACGGGGUCCCACUAACUGGCUCGCACGCGCUUCAAGUUGCUGUUGCUAGCUACGAUUAUCGCAUCACUAUCGGAUCAACGGAUGAUGCUGUGAUGGGCAGCGCACUUUACGACCUUGGACAGACACUGCAUGCGUGGUCGAAGGAGAAAAUGGCCGGUCGUACGCCGGCGUUGGAAGUGGCUGCCUCACUACUGAAAGAAGCUUUAUGCCAAGACCCAGACAAUGCCACGUACUGGACAGCACUCGGUAUAACGUAUUUUCUUGACAAGCCGAAAAUUUCCCAACAUGCAUAUAUCAGAGCUUUGGAGCUGGAUCCAAAGAAUACAGUCGCUUGGAUUCAACUCGGACUGUUAUAUUUGUACUACAAUGACGUGGCCCUGGCGCACGAAGCGUUGUCUAAGGCACAUAUACUGGAUCCUGACUGUCCUCUUGCAUGGAUCGGCCUAGCGCUGGUGACGGUGACAAGCGGAGACGACGAUCAUGCUCAUGCGUUGCUAGAACACGCAGUCGGGUUAUCCCCUCUUGUGCCAGCAGCAACUGUAGAGUUUGCUGCUCGACUUUUCCGGCCAAUGUCCCGCCAAGUGAAAACCCGAGUUCUUACGAAGGAGGAAAUGCUGCUUGCCUUCGCUGCUCUGAACCUUUACGCGAAACAACGUCAAGACGACGCAAGAGCUUUGCAUCUCUUGGGAUUGGUAUGUGAGCGCCUCGGCGGACUAGAACAGGGCGCAGAGUGGAUUAGCCGCGCAAUAAUGCUCCUGGAAAUUGUGUAUGAGGACACGGAGGACCCCCUCAUAGAAAGGCAGUUCACCGUUGCGCAUACCAAUCUUGCCCGACUGAAGGUCGGUUUGCGUGAUUAUAGUGGAGCACUAGAGUCAUUCGAGACUGCGCUCGGAUUAUUGCCGGAACAAGUUGCCAUGGAUCGUGAAUGCGAACCUGAGAUUGGAGUACUGAAAGUACAGGUGUUGUUUGGGAGCGGAUUGGCGCAUUUCAAGCUUGGAGACCUCCAAAGUGCUAUGACGAGGUUUCAAGCUGCACUUGAUGCUACUGUAGACAACCAAGUUCUCCGAGGACACGCCACCGUCCUCCUUGCUCAGUGUAUGUGGACAAUCGGGACGGACGAGCUCAGGGAGUCAGCGAAGGCAUUGUUACUUGACAGCAUCACCGCAGAUCCGGAGAACUUGAUCUCAAUUAGCACCCUCACUGGGAUGGGCAUCCUCACUGAAGACGACAGCCUUGUGGAUGCGGCUUUAUCCGAGAUACAGUCCCUGCCUGUCGGGCGGCGUCAAGAGCUCGAUCCUCGCGGAGAUGUCACGUAUCUUCUCAUGCAACAUUAUCUCGGUCUAGCCGAUAUCGAGCAGGCUGUCCGGGUCGUUCAGAAAGCCCUAAGACUACGCCGGGACCUUGCGUCGCUCAUACUCAAGCAAGGUAACAGAGCAGCAACACAAGCCAUUCUCGCGGUCGACUCUGCGGUGCGUAGCUUGGAAGAAGCGAAGGACACCCUUGCAGUAGCGUGUAUCGCCGACAAUGGGAAAGAGGGACAUGCCUUGAGUCACGCACAGAAAGCAAUCAUGUUGGAUCCAGGGAAUGUACAGAACUGGAAGACGUUGGCAUACGUACGAGCAAGGAAUGCGGGUCUGUAGUAAGGAUGACGUACCUGUGCACUACUUUUAAUUAUCUU
Messenger RNA from Pisolithus orientalis, 4334 nucleotides. Its product is annotated as superkiller protein 3. The record is from RefSeq and is a predicted model, not a curated record. The transcript has 17 exons. Gene Ontology annotation, molecular function: protein binding. The coding region runs from base 34 to 4296 and encodes 1420 amino acids. Lineage: Eukaryota; Fungi; Basidiomycota; Agaricomycetes; Boletales; Pisolithaceae. Gene Ontology annotation, cellular component: Ski complex.